AGUGGACACCAGGAAACUGUAUCCUCUGGAGCCAGAAGUCUCCAGCCCGGUCUCUGAGUCCUCACUUUCUAGCUUGUGUCCUACACAAGGUUGUGAGUGAACUACACAGGGUCACUGAGCCUCACUUCCCUCCUCUGUAAAAUGGGAGAAUAGGACUCGCUGUGCCACAGGGCUGCUGUGAGGAGAGGGCAGGCGUGUGAGCAUCGCACCUGAGUUCUGAGGUCUCUGCAAGGUGGAGCCAGCCCUCUCCCAAGACAAGCCAGGGCGGAGGCACCCUGGAGCGGGCGGGCAGCCUGGAGCCUGGAGCACAGGGAGCACCAGAGCCCCGCCCACCACCCAGGAAACAGAGGCGCCUCCCUCCCCUGCGAGGCCGCCGCACUCUGCUCCCUUCUCCCCAAGCAUUUCCACGAUCCCCUGGCAUCGAGGGGUGGGGUGCCCGUGACCUCAUUGAGGCAGCAUUUCAGCAGUAGACAAAGGGUCCCCUUCAGCUUGGCGCACGCGGGGACAGAAGUGCCAGGGCCCAGGGAAGCAGCCCCCCACCCCCGCCCCCAACAGCAGCAACAAAGCUGUGACCACACACAGGCAGCCAAGGCGACAGCCCUGCCACCGUCAUCGUCUUGGAUUGUCUGGAAGGGGGUCAGGGCGAAGCCACACUCCAGCACACAGCAGGAUGUGUCGUGAGAGCCCAGAGAGAGAAAUGCGGGGUGCCCGGGGGUGCUCUCAGUCAGGGACAGAAAGAGGUUAUCAGUGGCCUGAGGCAUUGUCCAUGGACCAUUUUCACCGGUGACCAGAUAGGGUCAGAGCUGUGCCGACCGAGGGAAUCCCGAGGAGGAGAGCACCCGGAGCCAGCACGCCUGGAAAGGCGAGUCUGAGGCUAAAUUCACCCUGGGCAAAUGGAAGGUCCACACCAACCAACGGCCAGGAAAGGGCAGGAGGGAGCCCGGGCUGAGUGAGGGGUCAUCAGUGCUGGGCGCACAGCAGCGAGCCCAGCGUGCGAGCUGCAGCUGCAGCUGCCCCUGCAGCAAGUGAGGGGAAGGCCACACAAACAGCACCUCUGGUGACCUGGGCGAGGAAACAGACUGGGGCAGGUCCCCCAUGGCCAAGCACUGCAGCCAGACACACGGCACACGCUGGCACAGGCCACCACACAGGGAGGAGCACGGCCGUGGAACCAAGGGGCUGGGGACCCUAAGGGUGGCUGCAUGACCAAAGUUGCAGAGCAGGGUGGGCACCUGUGCUCUGGGAGGGAGGAUCAGAAGACCCCUGGGGCUCUUCUUGGAGCUUCUGGGGACCAAUCAGGAGGCUCUCUGCUCUCUUCAACUUUCCUAGCCACAGCUUCUUGGCCAUGAGGAAAAGAGUUCACCCUGGCUCUAAGUCCACAAGGAGAAGGCUCACUCCACAGCCAAGGAGCCCUCAGCAGGGCAGUGCUGGGGUGUGGAGCACUGGGCCCACUGUCCCCUCUCCUCUUGCCCCUUAGUGUUGAUCGGCGUGGGCACUGAGACCUUCCUCCGGGGGCAGUUCAAAAGCCUGGCUUUCUAUCUGCUCUUUACAGGAGCCGCCGUCUCCGUGUGCGAAGGGGCCUACUUUGUGGCUCAGCUGCUGGCCAUCUGCUUCCAGUGUCAGCCAGGGUCCCUGGCCGACAGAGCAAGGGAGAAGGCCCACUGGCUGGGAUGCUUCCAGAAGUUCCUGGCCUACAUGCUGCUGUCGGUGGCCUGUUUCCUCCACCCAGUUCUGGUCUGGCACGUGACCAUCCCAGGCUCCAUGCUCAUCGUCACCGGCCUGGCCUACUUCCUGCUGAGCAAGCGGAAGAAGAGGAAAGCUGCCCCCGAGGUGCCGGCCCCCCCAGAGCAGUACACAGACCCCUCCGGCAGCGCCGUGAGCACCACCGGCUCUGGGGACACGGAGCAAACCUACACCUUCCAUGGCGCCCUCAAGGAGGGGCCCGGCUCCUUCUUCAUCCACAUGAAGAGCAUCCUGAAGGGGGCCAAGAAGCCCACCGCCCUCCCGCCCCCAGACGCCCUGACGGAGCUGAGUCUGGAGCCAGCCGACUCGCUGGCCGAGAAGAAGCAGGUGCACUUUGAAGACAAUGUGGUGCGAAUCAUCCCGUCCCUCGCAGACAGCCUGGACGAGGGGGACAGCGAGGCAGAGGAGACCACCUCCGACACCGCCCCCAUCGUCCCUCCCGCCCAGGCCCCACUCCUCCUGUCUUCUCUUACGGCCACUGGCCUGUUCUGAGCUGCGGGCUCCUGCGGGGGUGCUUACUGAGGGCUCUGCAGAGACGGAUCAUCCUGCCUGGAGUUUCCUGAUGUCCUCGGGCCCCCCAGGAGCUCAGGAGCUUUGCAGGUCAGGUCCUUACAGGGUGACCAGAUGUCCCGAGGUGGCUGGGCCAUCGGGAGGUGUGACAGGCCAGCAGCUGGCAGAGGCUGCAAGGGAGGCACAAACAGUGCCACCAGCUCCGCCUGCACAGGCUCCUCCCUCCUGGCCACGGGUGGGGAAAUCCUUGUCCUUUCCCAAGAAAGACCAUCACUCCCACUUCACACAGGCUGCAGGUGCCACUGCUUCAGCCCCCAGAGGGAGAAACGCCUUGCUCCGGACAUAGGGCCCGGCACUCAGUGAGGCCCUGGGGUGCACCCGUCUCUGACGCAACAGCCCAGCUCCAAAGGCCAGGGAUGUGUGGGCAGCUGAAGCCUCUCCAAGGCUGGACUUAGACCCAUGGAGGCUGCUCGGGGUAGUGAGGGAGGGGGCAGCUGGGCAGCAGGCCCCGCAUUCUCUGCAUGCUCUGGGGCCGGAGCUGGCCGGCAUGAGUUACAGAGCCGCUCAGAGAAACAAUGCCGCUCUGUGCUCACUGCGGGAAAGCGCGGCUGGGGGCUCCUGCACCCGCCACAGGGGCCUUUCCCAGAUGCCAAGCAGAUGAUGCAAACUGGGAUGCUGAAUGCUGUGAGGACCUUCAGCCCUGAAUGCCAGGGCACCGAAGGCAGCGCGUGCCCGCUGUGUGCAGGGCCCGAGGCAGCAGCCUGGAGGGGCUCACACCACAGAAGUGGCCCUGCACGCCUGGGCACCUGGUAAUGGAAUAGGUGGUCAAUGUGAUAUAAGUUUGUUCAAAAUGGGAGGGAGGGCAGAGGCAGGAAGAAGGGCAGGUAGGAGGAAAGUGGGCAGGAAGGCAGGUUCUCCGCCAUGGGGCUACAGAGUGACAGUUAACCCAGAAAGAACAAAGGCAUUUGAAUCAGAUAUGCUUUGUGAGAGGAUCUGCAAUAUAGUUUUUACUUCUAAAAAGUGCCCUUUGGUCUGCAAGACUGUUGCCGGGAGAGCAGACACUCCCUCCUAGGCCAGCGCAGCACUGGGCCACCAGAAGGACGGUCCUGCGGCUCGCGGGCAGAGUGAGGAGCUGACACCAGCGCCCUCUGGAAGAGCUUGGACCACACCCUCCAGGUUAGAUGCGAUGAGACACUCGCGUCUGUUCUUGGACACUUUUCAGCAUCCCUUACAAGUUAUUUUGUGAAGGUUACAGAAAUAACAGCCAACCAGAAGUUGUAUCAGUCUGGUGUCUACAUUCAGCAGGUGUUCUCGACAAUCAGGGCUCUUCACGCAGGAACCCAGAUCUCCUCUCAGAUCAAAUGACAAAUGGCCAAGAAACACACUCCCACCAGCCAGCAAUGGCGAGAGCUAUAGAGCUGUGCUGUAGCCACCACUGAGGCGGGACCUCAGGAUAUGGCACUCAAGAUCAGAGAAGCUGAACAACACAGGUGUAGGGGGGUGGGCGUCGUGGCCCAUUCCUGACGGGCUGGGAGCCUCGGUGCGGAGGAGCCGGGAGAAGGGGAAUGCGACAGCCGCAGAUGCCCACGCUGCAUGAAUGGGGCGGCCUCGAGGGAGCGAGAUGUUGCUGAGCUUCAGAGCAGCUCUGUGCUCGGGGCCUAAGCCAGCAGCACCGGACGGCCAGGUCACGAGAAGCAAACCUGAAAGUGUGGUGUCAGAGCUGUCAGUCCUGUUUAAUAACCAUCUGUGAACCCAAGUGCCAGAGUGUCGUUUGUAGAAGGAUGCGUCUUGGAAGUGAGGGUGCACUGGGAGCUCCAGGUGACGAUGCACAGGUGAUUCUGACACAUCUGGGUCUCCUGGUGAUGUCAUCAGUAAAGGAGAGUCUGCUGGUGCGUGGCAUGAGGGCAUGAUGUUGGCCUUAGCUAGGUUGGCAAAGUAAAGCUCUCAAACACUCCUCCUGCUAUCAAAAAUAAAAACGCUGGAAUGAAAUUAUUAAAUAGACCCGAACCCUCUCCUUAAGUGGGCCAGCAAGAAAGUGGCACCUCCUUAUAAGCAAAUGAGCACCAGGUGUCUGCAACCACACCCUUAUCCACUGGCAUCCCAGCACAGCAAAUUCCUUGCUGAAAAACGAAGACCACAAGGGCUGCCCUGUCUCGACCCACCUCCCUGUCAGCAGAAAGCAGAGCGGACCGUUGCAGACGCGGAAGGGAGCGGCUGGACUGGAGGCAGGAAGAGCGCCAGGCUGGGGCCAUUCAGUCCACCAGCAGCAGCUGAUCGCCCUUGGCCACGCCCCUUCACGCCUCUGGUUCAGGUGCCCGUCAGGUGGGAAUUACAGCAGUGGCUCAACAGGACAUGGGGAGGUGGUUUUCAGACGACAAAUCACAAGUGGUUGCGUGUGCACCUCAUCCCUACUACCACGGGGGCCCUGCCAUGAGGAGACGCCCCUGAGUCGUAUUGGCAAGGCCAGCGGGGGUCCAAGAGCUCCUUUCUCCACUCCAGAUUCCAGGGUUUGGUCCGGGGGAACCCAGCCCCCAAAACAAAGAGCCAUAGUGGACCCCACUGAGAAACCACACCCUGGAGGUCACACGCUGUGUCCUUGCUCUCUCCCAUCCCCUUAGUUGGUUUUCUUCUUUUAGUUUUCUUAAAUACCUUUACUGAGAUAUAAUUCACAUACCAUAAAAUUCAUCAAUUCAAAGAGUACAGCUAAAUGGUUUUUAGUGUAUUCAUAAUCUAAGUUCACCACAACCUAAGUUCAAAUUUUCAUCACCUCAAAAAAGAAACCCAACCAAGUACCCACGAGUACUCCCCACCUCCCAUCCCCUUCCCUAAACAACCACUAAUCUACCUUCUGUCUUUACAAAUGCUCCUGUUCUGGGUGUUUCAUACAAAUGGAAUCAUAUAAUAUGUGGUCUGUUGUGACUUUGUUCACUUAGCAUGAUAUUUCUGAGGUUCAUCCAUGUUGUAGCAUGCAUCUUUAUUUCUUUUCCUUCCUGGCUGCAUAAUAUUCCAUUGUAUGGCAAAACCACAUUGUGUUUAUCCAUUCAUCCAUUGUUAGACUUCAGAGGUGCUUCCACUUUUUGCCUGUAAUGAAUAAUGCUGCUAUGAACAUUUGUGUACACGUUUUUGAAUAGACAUAGGCCCUCGUUUCGCUAGGGUGAUAACUAGGGGUGGAGUUGCUGGGUCUUAUGGUAACUUUGUGUUCAACUCUUGACAAAAGGGCUGUACCUUUUUAUAUUCCCAUCAGCACUUUCUGCACCUCCUUGCCAACACUUGCAGUUGACAAUCUUUUUAUUUAUCCAUUGUGGUCUUCUUUUGCAUUUUUCAAAUGCCUGGUGUUAAGCAUCUUGUUAUGUAAUUAUUGGCCUUUGAUUAUCUUCUUUGAGAAGCAUCUAUUCAAAAUGCUUUGCCUGUUUUUUAAUUGUGCUAUUUGCCUUUUUAUUUUGAGUUGUAAGAGUUGUUAAUAUAUUCUGGGUACA
Microcebus murinus (gray mouse lemur) is the source of this 5729-nucleotide messenger RNA. The record is from RefSeq and is a predicted model, not a curated record. NCBI's taxonomy places the organism in Eukaryota, Metazoa, Chordata, Mammalia, Primates, Cheirogaleidae.